This is a messenger RNA of Acanthoscelides obtectus, 10581 nucleotides long. The record is from the annotation of a GenBank genome assembly. NCBI's taxonomy places the organism in Eukaryota, Metazoa, Arthropoda, Insecta, Coleoptera, Chrysomelidae.
AAACCUUUUCGAGUCCAGAAAAAAUCACGAAAAUUGAAUAGUUUAAUAUUUAUUUCAGAUGGGGAGUCUGAUGAGGAAAGACCAAUGGCAACAGGAUCUGGAGGUGAUGGGAAUCACCACUUCAAAAUGCUGGUGCCCAGCGCUGCAGCUGGCGCCAUUAUUGGAAAAGGAGGCGAAACAAUUGCCCAAUUGCAGAAAGAAACCGGCGCACGCGUUAAAAUGUCAAAGUCACAUGACUAUUAUCCCGGCACUUCAGAGCGCGUUUGUCUGAUCACGGGCAGCUCGGAGGCCAUCAUGGCCGUGCUGGACUUCAUCAUGGAUAAGAUUCGCGAGAAGCCGGAUCUGUCCAAAGCCAUCUUCGAGGCGGACUCAAAGUCGAAUGAACGCGACAAACAAGUGAAGAUUCUGGUGCCUAAUUCCACGGCGGGCAUGAUCAUCGGCAAGGCGGGCAACUACAUAAAGCAGAUCAAAGAGCAGAGCGGAUCGUACGUGCAGAUUUCGCAGAAGUCAAAAGAAGUCAGUUUGCAGGAACGGUGCAUCACCGUCAUAGGCGACAAGGAGCAAAAUAAGAAAGCCUGCAUGAUGAUCCUAGCCAAAGUCGUAGAAGACCCUCAGAGCGGCACGUGUCUGAACGUCUCUUACGCCGACAUUAACGGCCCCGUGGCCAAUUUCAACCCGACUGGGUCCCCGUUCGCUCAGAACCCGCAAAACCCCGCCGCGGCGGCUGCUGCAGCUGCCGCUUUCGGAGGCGCUGCUGGACUGACGGCAGCGCAGCAGAGUCUCGCGCUAAACGGGGCUGCAGCUGCCGCGGCCGCUGCCGCUGGUCUACAGAUCAGUCUUAAUUUGACGGCGCCCGGCGGGCAGAGCGUCACGGGAGUCGCGCAACUGUUGGAUCACAUGAAGGUGCAGUUGAGGAAUUCUGGAUACGCGGAUUCUCAGAUCGUGGAAGUCUGUCAGGCGAUAACCGUGCUUGUCAAAUACGGGAUUAUCGGAAUAGGUUUAGGUUUAGGAAGCAGUCACCAUGCCGGUCUACCUGUUUCGAAUUACCUGAGCAUGAUGGAUCAGACAGCUGCUGCGGCCGCAGCUACCAACGCAGCUGCCACCAAUAGCGUGUUUCCUCUAGGACAGAUCACUUUAGGAGAAUGUCUUGGUGCAAGCUCUCCAACGCCACGUUCCUCCCUAGAACGUUACGAAUCAACCUUCGACCCGUUCCGUCACCAAGCAUCAGCAGCUACGGCGCCCAUCUCCCUUAACAACAACAGCUUCGGCCUUGGCACCGGUGGACAACAGAUGGCAGCAGUGUUGAGCAAAAGUCCCACGCCUGCCGAACUAACAGGUCCCAAGGACACCAAAAACGUCGAGAUUGCAGAGGUCAUUGUCGGAGCCAUAUUGGGUCCCGGCGGUCGUUCACUGGUGGAAAUCCAGCAAAUCAGCGGCGCCAAUAUUCAAAUCUCGAAGAAGGGCAUCUUUGCUCCAGGUACCCGCAACCGCAUAGUCACAAUCAGCGGCAAUCCGCACGCAAUCAACUCAGCUCAGUACCUGAUCGAACAGCGAAUCAACGAAGAGGAGCUGAAAAGGGCUAGGAACAACCCACCUCCCACGCCAGCUCAACUCGGCCCUUUGGCCAUGCAGUAAACGGUUGCACCGCUCCACUUUCUCGAGAGGCGUGGCUAAAGACGCUCAGCUCAAAUGGGGGGGUCAUGGCGCCACUCUUCCUCUCAACGUAUAUCAACCGCCCUUUCUCUUAGGAAAAGGCGUGUCUAAGAUAGCUCGACCCACAUACAGUAUAGAGUGGUGCUUCGCGUUUCUUCCCCCUUGUGAAGAGGCGUGUCUCAUGUUGCUGUACGGCUAUUUCGCUUUGCAGCAGAGCGAGCGAUAUCAUCUCUAUUGCGCCUCGGCGUAUGUUACAGACGCCCUCCAAAGAAAAAGCGUGUCUUUUAGUUAUUCUGAUAAUAUUUAAAUCGCGAUGAGAUUGCAUAGUCGUACUGAUGUUUUUGAUGUUUAUCAAUGUUGUUAUGAAAAUGGAUGUAAAUGUGAUAACUGCAGUACCAUUUUUUGUUAAAUAUAUAACAAAAUACCGUAAUUUAUUCAAAGGUUUCCUGAUAUUUUUUUUCGCUGCACUAUAUGUAUACGACAGAAAAUAUACCUUUGCAAUAUAUAGAACCUUGCAAAAAUCUUGGGAAACCUGAAUCUUGCUACCUAGAAAACUUGAGACGAAAAUAUUGAAAAUAUUCAGUUUUAAAAAAUACUCUAAAAGACAUGCCUUUUCAAUAUAGUUCCAGGUACAGCAACCUUCUAUAUUCUUAGUUUCAGCUAAUGCAGGUUUCAUGCGUUACAAUAUACGACUUAUUCAAAUCACUUAUAUUGUUACUUUUUUGUUUUAAGUUUAUAGUGUACUAUGUAAGUACAUUAUAAGAAAAUACCUCAUUGAUCGGUCUAUAGAAUCUGCAUUACCUUGAACUUUUGACACACAGGAUGCAGUAGAAACAAUGAAUUGAAUAUCGGAGAACAAUGUGUUAAUUGGCACAUACUUCGUAUCACAAAUGAAUGGGCAUUUUUCUAACCAAACAACUUUUGAAAAUUAAAUCCUAAUCUUUAAUCAAAGAUUAUCGUGAUUUAUUCCACUGCAUCUUGUAUUCAUACAGGUAUUUCUCAAUUUUGUGAGGUUGCCAAACAAGUAUCUAAAUGCCGAAGGAGUAGUAGAACUCCGAAAGCCUCAUCUGUUGUUACCGUUUGUGCGUCAGGUUGAAAAUUUAGGUUAGUUUUUGACCAACGCUAAAACUAACCAAAAUUUUAAUACCGCGUCCGAUAUACUAGUAUAAAUAAUAUGUGUAUGUCACUGUACCAGAUAUGGUACAGUAUAAAUGUCUAUUGUCCUUUAGUCAUUCGUAUAUUUGUAAUCGUUUUGAACUUGUAACUUGUAAAAUAUAUACAGUUGUUUUGUAUUAACUUGGAAUUAUAUUUUUUUAAGUUGUGUGGUAAGUAAUUUUAGAGAGAAACAUUCGUUGUAUAACUUGCAAAUGGUGUCAGGCGAGUUUGGAUUUUGACUAAUAUUGAUUGGCUAGAAUGACUGUGAUAUUUUUCAAACUUAUUUUAUUACAUUGCUACAUUCAUCAUGUAUAUGCGCUCAUUUUUUGACAGUUUGGUCAUUUCACCUUAACCAUUUGCCAAAGGUUUCAUGUACUCGUACUGCAGUUGAUUUCUCUUCCAGUUCGUUUUAUUGAAUAUGAAAUUAUUAUUCAAUGUCAAAUUAGUUCUUUGUCUAAUAUGUUGAGACUUUUCAGAACACCUUGUUUGUAAUCACAAUUUUGGUUUUUUUGAAUUCACUUUGUAAACAAACAGCUCAGUUCAGCUACAUGAUGGGUUAGAUCACAAUUUGUAUCAGCACGAUAAAAAACAUUUAGGAAAUUAAUCAAAAUAUCAAUUAAAAAGCAAAACUGCAGUACUCUGAGGCAUCUCAGCUUUCUCCAUUCUUUUUUAGCUAGCCCUCAAAUUUCCAAACUCGCCGUGUCACCGCAUGCAUGCUUCACAAAGGGAAGUUACUGAAUGGAUCUGAUUAAUUAAAAAAGUGGAUAGAUUUAAAAUUGUUGACGAUUUUAAAUCGAAAUUGUGAUGAAAUCAUUUGUAGUUUUCAUCUCGCCACGCGUCACCUUUUUUGCUGUCUACGUCACCCAUCCUGUGAGUAAGCAUAAUCACGCGUCUUUUGUUUUUUGUCCAGAAAUCUCUUUGAAACAAUUAUUCUCAGUUCACAGCGGAUUUCUUGAAUUUAGACGGUUCAUACACGAACUACUGAUAGAUUAUUUAUAGUCAAAAUCACGAAAGAUGAUUAUACGUCAUACCAUAAAUUGUACUGAAGUAAUCAAUGGACGUACGUCGAUGAUAGAAUCACGAGUCAGAAACAUAAUGACAACAAAUGUAUAUUAUGAUUUUACGAAGUUAGGUUAUUUCACUGAUUAUUUUUAUUUUCAUUUUAUUUCAUGGUUUUGAGUUAUACCUUAAUAAUAAUUUUAGUGGCGAGUUUUUGUUUUGAAAAAAACAGUUAUGAGUAGAAUACCUACCUUAAGACAUGAACACCAAAGACCAAAGUAUUAUUGCAAAACGACAUAACCUACUUUAACAUAACCUAACUAUUCAUCUUUCAAAUAUGAUCGAUCAAGCAACAUGAAAAUAUCGUCUAUCUUCGUUUAGACAAUAAAAUUCUGUUUGUCUCUGUCUGACAUAUCAGAAACUUCAUUAAAUAUAUUCACAAAUCGCUGUCGUUUACUACAGACGAAAAUGAUGACGUAAUCGUCAUCUUUCGUGAUUUCGACUAUAUAGGGUAAACAUCUUUUUGCGGUUUACUACUGAGUAAAGGCAUCACUUUUGUAAGACAUCAUAAUUCUUCAGAAUUAUGAAAAUCAAGAUCAAGAGUGAUGAUAGGUUUCAGAACCAAUUAUUUAAAAUCAGUUCAUAUGAUACAAGUAGUCAGCCAAAAUUAAAGUAUCUGCCCUAUCUAUACAAAGCCUAUCUCUGAUUCUCUAAGAAUUUAAACUAACUAAUCUAGGUGCAAGUAGAUUAGGUCCAUUUCAAUUUUUCCUCAGGUUAAAGAUCGCUAAUGCUUUUCGUUAGAUUUUAAAAUGCAUGCUGCUUAUAUUACUUUGUGAUUGGUAAUAAAUGUUAGAAUGUGAAUUUAACAUAACCUCUUGAGGGUAACUUUUAACCAGUAUAUGGUAUUAUUGUUUUGACGGAAAGGUUAUGUGAUAUUUGCCUUCCAUGGUCAAAUUUCGGGAAAUGAGUACCUGCGACAAACCUCAUGUGUAUAUAUGCAAGAUAUAUUCGGCUUGAUGUUACCAAUCAUAAAAUGGUUUGGUAAUAUUUUACUUCAGAAAAAAAUUACAAAUGUGAUCUGAAUACAAGGUGCUUUUAAAGGAUCUAUUCCGAUUAAAAGUUCAAAAACUCUUGACAUUGUUUUUAUUUGAAACUAGUGAGACUAGUAAGGCCCAUGUGGCGCCAAAAAAUAUAGGUAUAACUAUAUUUAGAGUAAUUUUGGGAAUUUAAUUCAUAUUCUUCACACUGAAGAUUUCGUUUAAGAGUUCAAACUAUUAGAGCUACUUUAAACUGAAACUAGUUAGGCUGUCGUUUAAGGUAGAGGGGAAACAAGAUUAUAGCAUUGCAACAUGAAAACGAAAACUGAAAAUCGAUAAUUUGCAAAAAAAAACUGCCAAAGCUAAAACAUUGUCAAUUAUCGUAUUCACCAUUAAAAUUCGUGUAUAAAAAUGACGUUCACCUCGAAAGAAUGUUGAAACAUUGUCCAUGAUAAUUCUAGAGUCAUCUCAUUUCUUGCUGGCAGAGAGAGAAUAACUGAAGUAAAUUACUAUCAAACAUAUUCAUACGGGGAUUCAUCGGGAUAUGGUAAGCAUUAAUAACAUUUUCGCUGUAAAUGGUCAUAGAUAGCUAUAUUCUACGUUAAUACACAUCUUUGAAAGUAUAUUAUAUACAAAAACAGAUAAAUGUGACUCAAAUCAUUUAUUGUUGUUAUAGCAUGUUGUUAAUAUUGUUAAUGUUGGACAGUGACCACCGGUAAAUAUUUUCUAUAUUUUUUAAAAUGCAAAAGUGUCUUUACAACCGUAAAUUCAGAUGGCAAAGAGUUAAACAACAGCAGGAGUGUAUCAAUAAGCAAUUCAAGGAUGAAAAUUAUAAUGAAAAUAUGCCGAUGGUUGCGUCGUAAGUUUAAUUAAAUGUUUGUGAUUGCCAUGUAUUCAUUGUAUAUUUAAGCAUACCCAGAGUUCUAAAUCAACAUAGUUUCGAAAAAAAUAGUAGAUAAUAUAUGUAGUUCGUUAGAUCAUCAAAGUUUUAUCGAUGUCUUGACUUCAGUGCAAAGCUGUGGCUUCAUAAUGCAGAAACGGGCAUUAUAUCGGAUGUUUUGGUCGGCUAUUCUCCGAAAUAACACAAUAUUGUUACAGCUUCGAAAAAAAAGUAUGACAUUUCUUCACGGCUUUUGGAAUUUUAUUUCUGAAGCGGGAUGCGGUAUAUAAAUAGCCGUACCAAAAUGGCCGUUAUCAAUAUUCUCCAGCUCAGAAUUUGCUAUGAUAGCCAUUUUAUGCAAACUAGUACAAAAAUGUAGCGUUGCCAUCGUCUUUCCAAUUCGUCUUGUAGUCAAAAACAGUUUGCAUGGCGGGUCAUAUUUGCAUUCGUUCUUUCCACUUCUUCGCUGGGUUCAUUUUUUCUUUUCUCGUCCAUUUUAUGUUGAGGCGUACAAACUGCAUCUCAAAACAUUAGAUCCAGUGGAUUCUUAAAUGUUUUUAGGUUAAGCUUGGUUCGCUCUACAUGUAAAAAUUUUCGCGUUCAUACGCUUGCUUCUUGAUUUGACUUGGCCACUUCUUGCAUAAUAUUCGUUUUUGGCUAUUAACUGGAUAUAUUGCGUAAGAGAUAUACAUAUAUUGGAAUAAGAAAAAUCCAUUCCUUUAUCAUGUUUAACCUAUUGAACAUAAAAUAUAUUUUUAAAUAUGCAUCGCGCAUCAGUCCUAUUCAGUUAUUAGCUAAAAUAGUGAGCACAACAGUAGAAAUGGAUGAUUUCUAGACAUUCCAUGUGUACAGAAUAUUGUAUCAUAUAGAGUUUAUUUUUAUCACUUGUAUUGUAUAGUUAAGUUUUUUUUAAGUUUGAGAUUAUAUUUGUCCAACCUGUUAAAAAUAUUUCGAAUUUCUCGAAAUACUUCCACAAAUACUUAUUUACAUUUACUUGCAUUCAAUUGGAAUGUUAAGAGUGAGAUUAGAGAUUCCAUCAAUUGAAUGAUCAACGAAAUUAGAAACAUAACUUGAACAUCCACACAUAAUCCGCAUACCUAAACUCAUUUUUAAUAAAAUCACACAAAAAAUUCACAAUAUAAUUACUGAAAUUACCCUAACUCUCAAAUUUUUAAAACACGUAUAUGAACGCUGACAAUAUUCCAUUACACUUCCAGCAAUUUUACACAAAACGCCUAUUCAUGAUUUUCAUGUAAAGUUUGCAACUUGGUGAGGUAUCUGUGAUAAGGUAAACUAUGCAUAGAGUACAAUAAUUGAAGUAUUAAUUACGUGAAAGAUGAGCCUUAUAUUUUUUUAAUACACGUUUGGGCAACAAAUAUCAAGAUACAAAAUUAAUGGAAUUAUCCAUAUUAACAAAUUGAAUAAAAAUAACUAUUAAUAAAACAUAUUGGAGUAUUGUUAAAAACGAUUUCUAAUUUUAGUAAUAUCCACGCCUAUAUUUUGUUGCCUGAACUUAUAAAUAGCACACGUUUUGUAAGAAGUGGCCAAAAAUCUUUUGCCCAUAUAUAUAUAUAACUCAUCAAUUAUAUUUUUAUAAAAGUAAUGUUGCUGUGAUAUUCACAUCAUUUGAGUCACUGUCAUCAUUAUUUACGAAGGUACAUAUUUUAUUUUUAAUUUUGUUGUGCAAUAUACCGAUGGAUGUAAUUCUGGUCCAAUUUGCGUCCUCCAUAUUGAUUUUCUGUGACUACGUUUUUUAUCCAAUAUUGAAGCAGCUAAAAGCAACAGUGCCUAACAUCCAGCUCUUAACAAUCUACUUGACAAGAGCCUAACUAGAUUACUGGGAUUCGUUAUGAACGCAGGAACAGAAACAACAAAUAUGGACAAUGUUGAAUUGGAGCAAAAAUAAAUUUUGCUAAUCUUCUAACUUUUAAGGUGAUGGCAUAUUGUUCUAUAGUACUAAGUCGUUGUCGCAGUACAUUAGAAUUCUGCGAUUGUUUCAUAAUACAUUCAUAGUCAUUAACAUAGGACGUUUUUUGAAAAAUUAGGCCAGUUUGGGAUUGACAGGUGAUUUUUUUGUGUCGCAACGGAGUUCGCAGACGAUCAGGUUGUUGGGAUUUUAGAAUGUAGGACAUAUGCCAAUGUUAAGUUUCAAAUAGGUACAUCAUUUGGAAGGAAUCGGGCUCUCCUCGUAGCAAGCAGGUUCUGUGAUAUUGUUAAAACGCAAAAUGCUUCUUCAAUGGGCCAUUCGUAGCAUACCUAUGCAAGAAAUCUGUCAGUGUCACUAGGAAAUACUCAACUCCUAAGGAUCAGUGUUUAUAAGGGGUGUUUUCGACCCUGUACAAAAUUCAAAUUUUAAGUUAAAAUCCACGAAAUUCUUGCAUUCAAAUUAUUCAGAAUAUGUUUAUUUUAUAGUUCAAUCAACAUUUUGCUUCUUAUUUUAUUAGUUUAUUCCUCUUUAAAAGCCCGUGUUUCAAAAUUUUUGUAGUUUUGGCCAAAAUUCAACUUGCUAUGUUUAAAUGAGCGUAUAGUCGUAACACUUCCUACGUAAAAUCUAAAAACAAAGACAAUUAUAGUGAGAUGAGACUGAGUUUUGUUUUAAUUGUUAGUGCAGUGCCGCUUUAGUUUCAUUUUAAUAUAUGUUUUAUUAUAGAUUUGGAGUAGCAAGUGUUACGUCCAUGCUUCCAUAUAAAAAUAGCAAGUAAAAUAUUCUCAAAUGGGUGAUUUUUAGACAAAAAAAAAACAAUCAGGUACAGAAACAAAAAAGAAACACUGAUGAAAUUUCUUAAAUGCUCUAAUUCAAACAAAAACAAACACUUUAUAGACCCCGAUCCUUUAAAAUAGCAUGAAAAAGUAGUAAGAGACACGGCAUAACAUGCUUAUUUGAAUUUGAAACCAAAUAUUUCACAGUGAAAGUGCGACAGUACCAGAUUUUAGUCAGCUGUCGCCACGCUAGUGGUUUCUUUUAGUGAUACAGUCAAGUCACAGAAAAUCUGCAUAAUUGUAAUUAUGUAUGUUUUACUGACCAAUACUAGCUUGCUAUGAACGAGUGCUUCAAUACAUUAUUUAAGUUUAUAAUUUAAAGUGCAGGGUGGACUUCUUGGAUAUCAAUCUACGAUUCCUUAAAUAGAGCUUCAGAUUUCUUUGCAGUGGAAGUUUCGCUGACACAAUGAGAACAUUCCGAGAAAAAGUAAAUCAAAAUGUUUAUUCACCCCCAGAAUAAUCGGCUCUUAGCAAUUGGGAUCCACCCUUAAGAUCUUAGAUAUGAUAUUUUAACCUAAACACUUCAAAAUGCAUGCUUUUUAAGGUAAUUUAUUUUGGUUAAAAAUAAUAAUCGAAGGGCAGUUGUUUGAAUAAUAGGCUUGUAAUGCACGUAAUCACUCAAGGGCCUAUAUAUAACAUAUAUUUAGAAAAUGUUGAAGACAGUAUAACUUAUAGCAUCUAGCAAUAUUGAAGUAUAUUAUUAACAUCAACUAGGUUGUAAUAAUCCAGUACACUGCUAUUAGAACAAAACACUGGUGCUCAUUUUGAAAAUGAUUUUUAAAAUUGAGCUACAUUUCUGAUCCAUAAACGUGGUGUAACAAAAAUAUUCAGUGGGAUACUUGUAAAGAAUAUAAUAUCUAAAGUCGCAUCAAAUAUAAUUUCUCAAAAAUAUAUUAUAAUAGAUGUCAGUGAAUUUGACAGAAGAACUAGAAACACCAAAUCUCCCAAAAUAUCUAUUUUCAAACUGAUAUUUUAAUACGUUAUGGGUGACAAAAUCAUGUAAAUUCAUGUAUUCAUCAUAUCGCCUUGAUGAUGCCGACUUUUUGUAUGAUAUUCGCCUCUCCCAAAUCUACUGGAUUACCUUGUAACCUUUUAAAAACUGUGCACCUUCUGAUGAAUCAUCCAUAACACACAGUAUCGAAACAUCUUUUAUUUAUAUUUUAUUUUGUUGCUAAAAAUUCCACUAUUGCCAAUACUUGUAAUGCGAGUCGUCAAUGACAUAUUAUGCUCCUGUGCCGCUUUGAUUUCUUCCUCCCAUUGAUUUACCAUUAUUUUUAGUUCGCAUUGUUUAGAUUUUAUCACAUAGAUAUUAUUGUUAAACGUAAUAUAUUUCAAUAAAUCCAUAGUGCCAUAUGUACGUAUUAUUCAUAUAUCAUCAUACCCAUACUCCAUCCAUCCAUAACCAUUCGAUGACUUUGGGUUGACUGAUGUUCAUAUAACAAGGGAGACUGAUCGUACUUAGGAAAUUAAGGAAACUAACUCCAAUUGAUAGAGAGAGCAUUUCGACGUUUUUGUAUUAAAUGCUCUAGGUAAUUCGACUGUCUUCACUAGAUGUAGGAAUCGUUCGUAAAAAUCUAAUAAUGAUGCUUCAAUUUUCUUCCAUGUUUAAAACCCUCGACUAUCAAAAAUACGUCCCAGAGAAUAUUAAGAAUUUACAAACUAAAUUAAAAAUACACAUUUCAGCAUACGUUUUUUUUUAAGGAUUUUAUUUUUCUAAUACUUUUCUACUUUGGUCCUUAUUUGCAUUUGUUUAGUCUUUGUAUAAUUUUUUUGCUUUAGGUUAAUAUAAUGAUAUAAUAAAUGGAUCUUACUUCGUGUAAUAGUAUACUUAUAUUCGAAUUUCCUUCAACAUUUAAUUAUUGGCAAAUAUCCUCUAUUAAUUGGCAUUCGCCAACCUAAAAUCAUCGAUGACGUCAUCACGCUAAACCACCUAACAUCUCUCUUCUAUACAAAGCACAUUAUGUGUCUUAUUUUAGUAUGUUAAAUUAUGUAGUGUCAAAAGACGAUCCAGUUGUUAUUGUUGUUUUUUUGUAUGGAAAUAAAGUUUUUUAAAUUCUUAUUUUUUGAGAAAUAGAAAAUUUUUAUGAAAAUUAAAAC